Fusarium venenatum is the source of this 1659-nucleotide messenger RNA. RefSeq names its product amino acid permease/ SLC12A domain-containing protein. The record is from RefSeq and is a predicted model, not a curated record. Gene Ontology annotation, biological process: amino acid transmembrane transport. NCBI's taxonomy places the organism in Eukaryota, Fungi, Ascomycota, Sordariomycetes, Hypocreales, Nectriaceae. Gene Ontology annotation, cellular component: membrane. Gene Ontology annotation, molecular function: amino acid transmembrane transporter activity.
AUGGCAGGUUCUGACGUGCCCCCGGGUUAUUCCCAUGAUGCAGAGAAGUCUUCCAAAGCAGCUGCGUCUAAUACUACGAAUGAAGAAAUCGCACAGCGAAAUGUCUUUGGUGAUGAGACGCACCGAAGGCUCAAGGGCCGUCAUAUUCAAUUGAUUGGUAUCGGAGGUACUAUCGGUACUGUCCUGUUUGUUCAAAUCGGAAAAGGUCUUAUGCAAGGCGGCCCUGGCAGUCUCUUCAUCGCCUUUUCGUUCUGGUGUCUCAUCGUCCUCACAAUAACAAUGGCCGUUGCAGAAAUGGUCUCAUACACGCCUAUCUCAUCUCCAUUCGUUCGAUUCGCAGGUGUUUACGUGGAUGAGGCUCUCGGUUUUGCUUCUGGAUGGAACUUUUUUAUCUUCGAAGCUGCCCUCGUGCCAUUCGAAGUAACAGCAUGCCACUUUAUUCUCCAAUUCUGGACAGAUGCAAUUCCUGUGGGGGCGACUAUCGCUGUGAUCAUCGUUUUGUACGCGCUCAUCAACCUCAUGGCGAUUCAGUAUUUUGGUGAGACAGAAUUUUGGGCCUCUGUUGGAAAAGUGGUUUUGAUCGUUGGACUCAUCUUCUUCACUUUCAUCGUCAUGGUCGGCGGCAAUCCUCAAGGAGAUGCAUUCGGAUUUACAUACUGGAAGAGUCCUGGUGCUUUCAACGCACUGUACUAUGAUGGCGCUCUUGGAAAAUUCGUCGGCUUCUUAUCUUGUCUUAUUCAAGCCGCGUUCUCCAUCUCCGGCCCUGACUAUGUUGCCAUGGCUGCUGGAGAAGCAGAGAACCCUCGCAAGAUCCUGCCACGGGCAUUCAAAACGGUAUUUUAUCGCUUGACAUGCUUCUUCGUUCUUGGGUCGCUGUGCGUGGGUAUUCUUGUACCAUACGAUGACCCAAACAUGAUUGCAGCUUUCAGAGAUGGAAAGUCUGGGGCUGCAGCUUCACCAUAUGUUAUUGCCAUGGACCGUCUCGGUAUUCGAGUCCUGCCUCAUAUUGUCAACGCCAUGAUUCUCGUCUCGGCGUUUUCAGCUGGCAACUCAUACGUUUUCUGCGCUACAAGAUCCUUGUAUGGCCUUGCCUUGGAGGGUAAAGCGCCACGAUUUUUGAAGACCUGCACUAGAACUGGUGUUCCUAUCUACUGUGUUGCUGUGGUUUUAGUCAUUGCAUUACUAUCCUUCCUUCAGCUAUCAAACAGCUCCGCGGUUGUCUUGAGUUGGUUUGUUUCUCUGGUCACUGCAUCGCAGCUGAUCAACUUUUGUGUCAUUUGUUUCACAUACCUUCGCUUCUAUCGAGCUAUGAAAGUGCAGAACUUUGACCGUUCCGUGCUUCCUUAUAGAGCUUGGUUCAUGCCGUAUGCCGCGUACAUCGGUCUUGUAGCAACCUUCAUCAUGGUGUUCGUUGGAGGAUAUACCGUGUUUCUGCCUGGCAUGUGGAAUGUCCCCAACUUUCUCUUUUCGUACACUUCCGUCGGAUUGUUCCCUGUCCUGUACGUUGGCUGGAAGAUUGUACAUAAGACAAAGGUUCACAAACCAACCGAGAUUGAUCUCAAGUAUAGCUUGGCGCCUAUCGAGGAGUAUGAACAGAAGUUUGUUUCUCAACCACCAAGGAACUGGUUUGAGAAGAUUCUGCACUUUCUGUUCGAAUAA